Molecule: messenger RNA, 2832 nt
Organism: Anopheles moucheti
Lineage: Eukaryota; Metazoa; Arthropoda; Insecta; Diptera; Culicidae
Gene: Snx16
Exons: 4
Coding region: 1171-2559 (462 amino acids)
Biological process (GO): endosome to lysosome transport; early endosome to late endosome transport; protein targeting to lysosome
Cellular component (GO): early endosome; late endosome; extrinsic component of endosome membrane
Molecular function (GO): phosphatidylinositol binding
Source: RefSeq, a predicted model, not a curated record
CCCAAACGAAGGUGAACCGUGCCCGUGUCGCAAUCAUCAUCAUCAUCGCAACAGGCACCAAAGUGCCUUCUGUACCUUCCGAAGAGACGCACCACAAUCGCGGUGCGGUGGUGUUCCGCGAGUUCCUGGCAUACAUAGUUGUCUGUUUUUCCCUACCAAAAACACAACGGCAGUGUGUUAUCUUUCUUUGUGUGCAUAAAUAGGCGACUGCUACAAACAGAGACUAGAAAAAAAAACACAUUUUCCCUCCCUUUGUAACAUAACACAACAAAGGUGCGGCAUUACACGGGCCAACUUCAAUGCGUUUCGCUCGCUGAGAAUGAAACGUUCGCUUUCUAGCGGCGGUUUUCGCAAAACACGGGACCAUUCCCAGCGGUUUCCGAAGGUGGAGAAAGUAGUGGUCGAAGAGUUUCGGUGAUGCACACUCGGUGCUGGUGCAAGAAAGGAACUAGCAGGGGGUGGUGAGGACAGUAGCCGGGCGUAAACCACCCAACAACAACAGAAAACGGCAACUCCUCCAACAGUAGGCAGCCCAAAAUUGCUUUCCACGUUCCGCGUGCGGUGGUUAUUUUGCGCAUAGUGGACACGAACGAGACGGUGGGGGAGUCGGGGUUGUUAUUAGUUGUGUUAUUGCUAUUAGUUCGCUUUCGCUGACCGAAGACGAGAAAACGGGCAAGUGGCGAAUUCAUUCAUUUCGCAUCGCGUAACGCUAGUUUACGGAUCGCUCCGACGCAGUGCCGUUUUUCGGGAAGGAAAGUGAAUGCGUUUUAUAAAGGCUUUUAGCAGUGGAAGUAUAGCAAGCCAAGUGUAAAUGUUUAAAGAGCAUCGUAACAAGUGAUAAAACCCCGUACCCGUACAAACGGGGCAAGUAGUAGAGGGUGCUGUGUGAUCGCGUACUUGAUCAUCUGUCAGAUUGUGUUCUUUGCGAGAUAAACAACAUAACACGCUCGGUGUGCUAAGAAACCUUGCACACAAACACACAAGACCGCGAGGGACAAAACCCGCGAACGCCAAUUGUGACUAAUUUGAUAAAUAAACACACACAGCGUUGGGCAGUACUACUACCAUUCGCGUUUUUGCUACGUGCGAUUCUGACGCGUUUAAGAUAGCGACCGUGAGCGUUUAGCGGUUCGAACGAAAGAAACGAACGAACGGAAAGGCACGACGACGAUGUCGCUACGCGCUAUACAGAAGCGAGAUAGGGAGAAAUUAUCGUCCUCACAGCGGCAACAGCAGCAGCAACAGUUUAUCAGCCACCAGUGGAACAGCAACGAUGGCCAUGCUGGUGUUGGUACAAUACUGGCGGCACCGAAUGUGACACAAUUGACGGCAGCGGCCAUGAAGAUGACAGCUGCAACCGGCUGCGCUGAUGUAUCCACGGUCGUUCCCUCGGUUCAAUCGAUUCUACAGUACCAGCAGGCAAAGCGCAAACAAACCCAAGCUGCUUACGAUGUAGCAACGGGUCCGCCGCUGCCAGUAACGACCCAUGCACCGACCGUGCUCAGACGGUCCAGCUCGUAUCCGGCACUGUCCCGCAUACGUUCACGGCGAAAGCAGCAGCAACAGCUACGUCCGGUACGGUCGGAAAGUGACUUGAGUGCUAUACGUGAUCUACUCGAGGGUGGCAGCACCGACGCGGGUGAAGUAUUCAAUGGUGGUGGUGGUGUUGGCGUGCCCGGAAGUGGUAACAGUUUCAGCACCAACAAUCUCUACCUCGGUGCCAAAUCGGAGGUGUGUCUUAAAACGCUGGCCGUGAAAAACACCGUUGCGGUACCGUUUGUGAAACCUGGCGUAAUGCAGCAAUCACUACCAGCAGCUCCGGCGAUGGCCACCGGUGGUAGCAUCCGGAGCGCAUCCAGCAGCGGUGGAUCAGCGAACCAACCUGCCACGAAACGGCUGUACGAGAGCCGCCGUACAUCGGAGCUGAGCAGUAGCGAUUUCGGCACGAACAAAUCGGAACUGCAUCUGAAGGCGAACACCAGCGCCGUCCGCAUUCCGAUCGUGGGCUAUGAGGUUAUGGAGGAGCGUGCUCGCUUUACGAUAUUCAAGUUACGCAUUGAAAAUAGCAUUUCGCACACCUGCUGGUUGGUGCUGCGACGGUACACCGACUUUGUGCGAUUAAACAACAAGCUUCGGACGAUCUACCCGCACUGUAAUCUUGUGCUGCCGCGUAAGAAAUGGUUCGGUGACAACUUUAGCAGUGGCUUCAUCGAUAACCGAAUACAGGGCCUGCAAACGUUUAUCAACACCAUUCUUGGGGACGAUGCGAUGCGGACGUGCCAGGCGGUGCGGGACUUUUUCUGUCUCGACGAACCACCGUCUUACUCGGAGAGUAUGGAAGAAUCAAGGGUUAUCUUUGAGGCACAGGAAGAAACAAUUGCGCAGCUCAAGCAGCAACUGCAAGCCAAAGAGGAUAUGGUACAGGUGCUGCAAACGAAGCUUGCCACCGAGCUCAAUCGUAAUGCGAUCCUUACCAAUGUAAUACGGAACAGCGUGGAAAAUUGUGCCAAAUGUUCAAAGUCUGUUGAUCAGGUGAUGAAGGAAUCGGUCUAUAAAUAGCCAGAGUCAUUUGUAUUCUUCUUCGGUAAAUUGUCCACCAAACGUACAUCAUUACAACCGUCUGGCGGAAUUAUUGGAAGCUUUUCAAGCUGUUUGUCCGCGUACCAGCCUGUAAGACUGCGUCUGUCGAUAUUCAAAGUUCGAAACUUGUAUUGCAAAUAAAAAGAAAACGAAACAUAGAUAUUAAUAUAAAUGUAUACACGAAUGAUUUAAAAAAAAUACGCGAAUAUAUCGACGCUUUUUCUAUAAUCUAAAAAUUUUUGUUUGUUUUUU